UAAGAAAUCAGAAAAAAAUGCAAAAACUGUCCAAUCAUUUAAGGUGAGGUUGGGAAAAUGUAAAACUAUUUAAUUCCACGUGGUCCUUGAGUUGUGCUACAGCGUGUUCUGUUUGUUCUUUAGUUUUUCGGAUACCAGCAUGGACUACACUGAACAAGGCGGUGACUCCAAUCAAGGGUCAGAAUUCGAUGAAGUUGUACAUCAUGCCGACAAUCGCUCUUCUUCUGGUGAUUCUAACGAUUCUGAGUCUGCGAGUCGUGAAACCAGCCAGAAAAUAGUAGCGGAAUUGCGAACACUGCUGGACUGUAGCAAGGUUGAAAUCGUUGGAGAAUUAGCCAAAUCCCGCAUUCUGCAGGCGCGAUACAAAAAACAGGUGGACAUUUUACAACUGGCUUUGGAGAAUGGAUCGGCCGAGAAGGCGAAGCUGCAGUUGGAGCUGGCCAAAAACAAUAAGAUAAUUCAGUGUUUGCAGGAAGCAGCACAAGAUCUUGAAAGCGCUGUCAAUGCGUCUACUGAGCGUUAUAAUACUACUGUAGACAUGAUAGCGAUACUGGACAUGAAAAGGGUGCAGCUUAUCAAGAAUGUACAAGCGUUUAGAUCCGAGCUGUCUGAGUAUCAUAGAAAGAUUGACCAUAUGGAAAAGGAAGUGCAAAAACAAACUUCCAUUGCCAAGACGGAAUCGGAACGUAAUAAUAAACUCCAAGAACAACUACGUGAAUCAUUAACGACGAAUACUAUUCUGAGGCAGGAACUCGACAAAGCACAAACAUUGCAAAAAUCACUUACUUCAUCUCAUUCAGCAAAGCUGAACGAAAUAGAGGGUCACAUGAAUAAGCUUAAUAAUGAGCUCAACGAGCUACAGUGCCGCCUCGCUAGCGAGGUUCAGAAAAAUGCUGCACUGAAGCAAACUGCCGAUACGAUUUUGGCUGAGAAAACACAGUAUUCUACGGAGAUUGUAAGGUUGGAAACAAAGUUGAAUCAAACGGGACAAGAAAUGCAAACGAAACUAAGAGAGUGUAACGCACAAUGGCAAACUAGAUACCAAGAUGAGAUAAAUAGGGCUAACGAAAAAUGUGUGGAAGCGAACAGAAAGCUUCAGAAAAUGACCUCAGAAAUGACGAAGAUGGAAGAAACUGUUGAGAAAAUGACUAAGGAACAAUCGAACAAAAACCAAAAAUAUGAAUGCGAUAAAAACAAGAUUGAAGAACUGGAAAAUAAAGUUGGUGGUAUGCAGACGAUCCUGGAGGAUCGGAAUAAAGAGAUUUUUUCGCUCCACUCUAAACUAAAUGGCGAACAGAAGAAGUUCGAGGAUCAAAAACAGCAAUUUCAAGUAAAAAUUGAUGAGCUUCAAUGUCGGGUUGAACGUACAUCGGAAGAAUUGGGCGAAAAAAACACUACGAUUUUGCAACUGCAAGGAAAAAUGUCUGAUAAUAAAGAAAAAAUGUCAUCCAUGGGAAACCAACUCAAACAGAAAGAAGAGGAGUGUAAUAAGUUGAGGAAUGAAGCUUCAGAAGCUAAGAAACUGCAGGUCAAAAUUUCCCAGUUAGAGUCGGCGCUUGCCGAACAUCAGACAUCUAAGGUUGCUACGAUGGAGCAACAGCCUCGUGUUAUUAGAAAUGAUAAGCAAAGUGAAUUGUCUAAAUCGCCGCUUGCUCAAGUAACUUCCACGCCACUACAUUCGAUUGAUCUCAAUGCUGAUCAGGCGGCGGCCUCGGCCAAGAAGAUUCGGUUGUCGUCUGAAAAUAAGGAAGUAACGCUGCCCAGUGAUUCUAACUACAGCACUUUCCAGAGCAGCGUACAACGAAAGCGUGGCUCGAUGCGUUUCUUCCAACAUACGAUGCCAUCCCAUCUCCCCCAACAGACACCGCAGCAGCAGCCUCAACAGCAACAAGCAAACAACGUUCCAAAUCUAUUUGGACCAAAUAACGAUUUUAAUUUGAGUUUAGCGAGCACAAUCAACAUCGACGAUGAGACACUAGAUGUUGGCAAUUUUUCGAGCGGUUCCUCUAUUCGACUUGUGAAGCCGUUUUUCCGCAGGCAUCAGGACGCAUAAAUAUCAGCUAUGGUAAAAGGAUGUAAUGUAUACUCUUCCUAUAUAAUACAUUUGAAUUCAAUUUCUUAUUUGAAUGAACUUACAAGACAUUAAAUAUAUGUUCAUAACAGAUUGAAUUUGCAGAAUAUGCGAAAAAUAUAAA
Molecule: messenger RNA, 2195 nt
Organism: Toxorhynchites rutilus septentrionalis
Lineage: Eukaryota; Metazoa; Arthropoda; Insecta; Diptera; Culicidae
Product: putative leucine-rich repeat-containing protein DDB_G0290503
Exons: 5
Coding region: 140-2053 (637 amino acids)
Source: RefSeq, a predicted model, not a curated record